Molecule: messenger RNA, 2829 nt
Organism: Colletotrichum spaethianum
Lineage: Eukaryota; Fungi; Ascomycota; Sordariomycetes; Glomerellales; Glomerellaceae
Exons: 2
Coding region: 1-2829 (942 amino acids)
Source: RefSeq, a predicted model, not a curated record
AUGAUCUUUUCAGAGAAGAACAUGAGAGGACGCAGCGACGUCAUGGUCGUCUCAUCAGGGUCGGGCCCGCCACGGCUCGACCUGACACUCACACAGGGUCGUCGAGGCACCUUUGACAGCCUCAACAGCGACUUUGAACGGAGUUUCUACCCUCGCACAACACAGUCGUCGAACGACCUCUUCACACAGGCUCUCGACAGCAUGGACAUGACCGACUGCGAGUCGGAAUGGGGUGCUGUCCGCGCGAGAGCCAGAGGGAACAGUGACAGAGCAGGUCUGGCGGACCUCAUUGACUUCCUCAGAACCACUUCGCCGCCGGCGGACUUCCCUUCACAAUCCGUCUUCGACGACGACACCACUGAACCACAGGAACAGCCCGAGAAAUGGGGGCUUUUCAAGAAGCUGCGCCGUCCGCGCACGCGGGCCAGAUCUGAGUCGCCGACCCGCCGGCCCCUGACCGCCGGCCUUCCCAACUCUGCCGUUGCGUCCAAGACGAGCAGCGGCAAGCCGCAUAUCGCAAUUUCCAUUCCGUUGGAGUAUUGCCACGUAGGACCGGAUUCUGAUUGGGCUCUCGCAAUCUUCAAUGCCACACCGCCGCUUCCACCAACUCCUCCAGUGCGGAUGAGCGACGAAGAAAACAGGAAUGGCGUCGGCAGGCCUUAUACUAGUGAUCGUGCCGUCACUGUGCUCAAGACUGUCAGCGAGAAGGGGUCCAUUUCGACCCUCAACACCGUCAACACGAUGAGCACCAGGAGGGGAACCAAGGGCUCCGUGUCUAUCUGGCCCAAGAUCAACCCACAUCCCAUGAGCCCGCCGAUGACACCAUACACUACGCCGCCCGGAAGUUUACGUGAGACUUCUUCGACCAAGAAGAAACAAAACCGGAUGCCUCCGCAGCCGCAACAGUACGCCGAACUUGCAGCAGACCCGGUUCCAGCAGGCAGAAGACCGAGCGGUAGUCUCGACAAGGGCUACUACUUCGGUAGGAAUGAAGGCUCUCUCGUCCAGACGACAGACGCAAGCUUGCGGAAGCCCAAAGCCAAACCAGCUCCUAAACGUCCCGAUAACAUCACUCUGCCACCGCGCAGGUCGAGUAUCAAGAUAGUGAAGCCCCAAGCAGGCCACGUCCCAGACAGCCAACAGUCGAUUGAUGGCAUGAUUGAUAGCGACCUUCGGCGCCAGAACGUGGCAUCGGAUGCUCCUCAGCUGAGUCCGGCGGCUUACUCAGAGUCGCACUCCAUUAGUCCGAGUAUUACAACGGACCUAUCUGAACCAGUGGUCUCGAGUGCGCGGUCCGCGAAGACUUACUCGAUGGCGUCGAUAACGCGCCCAGAGAUGCCGUCCAUGACACCCAGACAAUCAUACAUUGCCCGGCCAGGAAGCGGCGACACGAUGCAGACCACCUUGGUCGGCGAGUCCUUGGCGUCUCGAAAUGCCUCAACAAGGACAGCCACCUCAAUGCAAAGUCGCAAGGAGCGCGUCAAAUCUCUCAAGCAGCGGGACAUGGAGGCCCUCAAAGCUAAAAAGAAGCAGCAGGCGGAACAAGACGAGGACGGCGAAGUGACUCCGAGGCCGAGGACCUGCGGCACUGCUAUUAGUUCUCUGCGACUGCCUUCUCGUGACGGAACCUUUGGCUCCAAUGAUGAUUUCCCGAUGCACGGCGUCGAGACGAAGCUGUCCGCCACGAACCUGGCCAACAUGGCCAAGUCCCAUCAAAGGUCGUCAGAUCAUGUUUCUCAUGGCACUGCAAUCAAAAUAUCGCACUGGCAGGCCACGCAAGAAACCGAGACGCCGGGAUGGGAGACGGCGCGAGAAGAGUUGACGCCUGGCUGGGAGACUGCCCAGGAGACACCGACGAUAGACUGGGAAAAGACGCCACUCCUGCUCGAGACGACGGAGGACCAAAGGGACUCGGCCACCAUCGGCACUGAAACCUUCGGCAACGGUGACAUCAGGGACAGUACGCUGAGCUCCGAACCUCCCCGUCGGUGGGGUAGUCUUCACCGCGCCAGCUGGGCGAGCUCGGUACCACUCUUGGAUCGCAUAGGCAGCUUUGCACCGUCUGACGCAAGCGCCACACAAGUCGCGGACACGGGCAGCAGCCCCUUGCCCCUAUGCCGGGCUCAGAUGUCUCGUGCUGACUCUGCCACGCUCUCGCAGGCAGAUGUGGACCGGCUCUACUUGAACCGCUUCAGUUUCUACGAUUUUGACAACCAGGUCCGUAUGGACCCUACCGAAGACGACCAGUCUAUUGCGGGCAGCAUCGCGGCGUUUCCCAAGCCUGGCUCCGGCGCUGGCCCUCGCUUGAGCGCCAUCAUGCCCGUUGCCGAAGUAGUUCCUUCGGCUCCCAUCGACGAGAGGUGGUCGGCUUCCACUCUUAACUCGCCUAUGACCGUGAUUGAGGUUCCCCAUCAGUCUUUCGCCGAUGGGCAGACAUCGCGGCAAAGCUCGCCGCAGGUGACUCGCCUUCACACUGCAAGCAACACGAGCCCGGCUCGUCUCAACGCUUCCAGGGACCACAGACAAACGAACGGGAAAACCAAACUCGGGCCUGUCCGCGUCGCCGUCGACGCAGACGAGGCAGCGACCUUGCGUGCCAAUAGCCGUCUGAGGGAGGAAGACUCCAUCGGCUUCCCAAACAUGGCGGCCCGCGAGCUCCGCAACCACUACGCCAGCCUCCGCAGCGCGCGCGUGAACGAUCUCGCGCACGAGAUGCUCCUGAACCAAGAGCGUCUUGAAAUCCGCAUGCACCAGCAGGAGCGCAACCAGAUGCUUUUUAUUGAACGCCUCGAAAAGUGCAUGACGCAUCAGACGGGACCCGAGGCAUGA